GAUUGCACAAUAAGUUCAAUAGCAAAAGAAGGAACACGUGGAGUUGGAGGAUCAAUCACAGCACAAGGAAAGAAUUCAGAGACAGAGAAAUCUGGAUUUUCAUUUGUGAAUUGCAGUAUUAUUGGCACUGGAAAAGUGUGGCUUGGCCGAGCUUGGGGCGCUUUUGCUACUGUUGUCUUCUCCAACACUUAUAUGUCUGAUGUGGUUUCCUCUGAUGGCUGGAAUGAUUGGAGAGAUCCUACUAAAGACCAGACAGUAUUCUUUGGGGAGUACGAGUGUUAUGGGGCAGGAGCCAACUACACAUUUAGGGUACCCUACUCAAAGCAGUUGAAGCAGAAUGAGGCAGCACUUUACAUGGAUGUUUCAUUUAUAGAUGGACAGGAAUGGCUUCUUAAUAUGAAGUAA
Molecule: messenger RNA, 405 nt
Organism: Nicotiana tabacum (common tobacco)
Lineage: Eukaryota; Viridiplantae; Streptophyta; Magnoliopsida; Solanales; Solanaceae
Source: RefSeq, a predicted model, not a curated record